This is a messenger RNA of Phytomonas sp. EM1, 1476 nucleotides long. The record is from the annotation of a GenBank genome assembly. NCBI's taxonomy places the organism in Eukaryota, Euglenozoa, Kinetoplastea, Trypanosomatida, Trypanosomatidae.
AUGGCAGACAACGCCCUUGAGGGGGGUCCGUCGGUGCCGUUUCGGCCUCUUUUAAGGAAUCAUUUCGAGCGCUGGCGUCGUGGGGUCGAUCGGCCGCUGCGGACGCUUCGCAAUUACGCCAGGGAACGGGUGCAGCGGUGGGUUGAGGUCGAUGGGCUGCGUCCGCACUCCUCCUCCCCCAGCUCCCAUUUCCCGCCGCCGUCUGCUCGAUGCAUUCCCGCGCGCCACCGUAGGGGGUGUCGUCGACAUCAACGCCUGCUCGACAACAUCCUCCGACGUGAAGUCUACGUGUUUGCCUGCCCUACUCAAAGGGGCGGCGGCUCCCCUCACUUCGGUGGGGAAUUGAAGAAGGCGCUUCUUUAUCCUGAGGAGCUGCGUAGCGGCUCGAUGACCGUCAAGAGGCGCGCCGUGCGGGGGUUGUUGCGGGAGGAGGGCAUCGAAUGGCUUUCAACAGGCCGUGCCCCGCCCUCGGAGGAGGUCACCGCCAUGAGGGAGAGCGGCCCGCGAAGGGGGGUGCUCUUUGCCCGCAUCGCGCGGAAAACUUUCCACGUGCCUUUUUCCCAGCCUACAUGCACCCCGGACUCUUCUGCGGCGUGGGUCGAUUAUCUGAUCCACUGCGGUAUGCGGCGGGAGCGGGCCCUGGUGUUUGCUUUCUUUUUCUACGAGGCGGUGGAAGAGGAUCUUUUUCAUGACGAGGGGGAGGUUCCUGCCGCCGCCAUCCCCACUGACAGCCUAUUCAGCGACCGUCAUCCCAUCCUUGGCGGGGAUGGGGCGGCCUACCGAAAAAAACCCGACGGCGAGCUGCCAUGGUGCCUGGAGAGCGAUUCGGACGAGGAGUCGUUGGAAAAAGGGGGGGGUAGCGUCGGUGAGGGCAUGGAUCCGGGGCACCAUGCCGCCUUCGAUGAGGACAAGAGGAGCGGAUUAUCGCCAUCCCGCGUGGGGGUUGCUGCGGACGACAGCCGACGAUUGCUGCGACUCCUACCCCCACCCCGCGUGACCUGGGAGGCGGUUGUAAACAGCACCCGUUGGAUGCUGUGGGAUCCCGCGCCGGGCGGAUCCGUGGCGGCGUCCGGCCCCUCCCCUGCGGGGCGCGUGGCGAUCCGCCGGGCCGCUCGUGCGCUUCUCCGGCGCCCCUUUUCGACGAGCGCGCGGCGUUGCCGCUGCAGCCGGCGCGUCUUCGGCUACGAACGCGAGGUGGCCGACCUCCUCGCGGCGCAUCGGGCGGCCUGGGAGGGGGCCCUGGCGGAUGCGGCGAUCCGUCGCGUUCUGGCCCACGACGCACCUCCCCCCGAAGCAGAUCCGCCGGGCUCCAGGCAGGAUAUCACGCGACGUGUCUUUCUCGCGUGCGUGCCGCACGCUUGGCGCCGUUCCGCGGGAAUCCAAGACGAUAUGGAGUUGCACUGGGCCUAUGCCGUGGCCCUUGAGGCACGCGCGCGGCAAAUGGAAAUGAUUGGGGAGCCAUUAUCCCCUCAAUAG